This is a messenger RNA of Mercurialis annua (annual mercury), 1254 nucleotides long. Its product is annotated as F-box/kelch-repeat protein At1g57790-like. The transcript has a single exon. Bases 1 to 1254 code for a protein of 417 amino acids. The record is from RefSeq and is a predicted model, not a curated record. NCBI's taxonomy places the organism in Eukaryota, Viridiplantae, Streptophyta, Magnoliopsida, Malpighiales, Euphorbiaceae.
AUGAGUUUUGCGUCACGGAGUCGACAGAACCAAGCAACACUAUUAUCAUUGUCGAUAAAUAAAAUAAAGCAAUUAGGAUCUUUCGGGGAGGCUGUUAAAAGGCAAAAGUUGCCGGAAUCAGGAUUCUCGAGGUCAACUUGGAAUCGGAAUGCGAACAGGAAAGGGAGUUCAAUCAGGAUUCUCGAGGUCAACUUGGAAUCGGAAUGCGACAUAUUGUGGAAAAUUUUGAAGUAUUUUGACGGCACCACGGACGUGGGUGCCGUUUUUGCAAUAUGGAAUACCUGCAAGCUGUGGAGGAGCAUAAUUCGUUCCUUUCCUUCCUUUGUUCGUUACCCGCCCUCCGAUCCCCGCUAUCCUUAUCUUCUAUCGCUCAAAGAUCAGACCUGUAGGUUCGUCCAUCCUUUCUAUGAUCAUACUUUCUGCUUAGAGUUUCCUGAAUUAUUAGAUACGCAUAUUCGCUUCUCUAAAUUCGGCUGGCUUCUUUUAACUCGAUCCGACUACACACACUUUUUGUUCAAUCCCUUCACGAGACACAAAAUCGACAUCCCCGCUAACUUUAUGCCGAAGAAUCAUUCUUCACAAUGCAUCAAAAUGUGUUUUGAUGAUCGCUGCAUUGUUGGAAUUGGUUCGCUCGGCCUCUUCUUAUUUGUUCCUGGUCGAUCUUGGACUCUAUAUAUGUUUCUUGAUAAUCAUAGCUGGGAAUCCAAUUUGUAUCCUAAGGAACUAUUCCAUGGUAGAGAUUACGAUAUGGCUUUUCACUCUCAUCCCGUCAUACAUAAAAACAAGUGUUAUAUUUUGGGAUUAGAUGGUCAUCUUCUCGUAUUUAAUUUGAACACGGGAAAAUUCGAUUUCAUCUGGAAGCCUUUUCUCCAAAAGAAGGCUGAUUCCGUCUAUAGAAGUUUCUUGGUCAUAAAUAAAGGAAAACUGCUAGGCAUAUUUGAGUUCGAUGACCGAAACAAAAUUCUGAUUCGGGAGCUAAAAUUAUCGUCGAAAAGAUGGCAGAAGGUGUCCGACAUAGGAGACAAAAUGGUGUAUGUCAGUUAUGGAUCAUCCUUCAUCGGAAUUGCUCCCACGGGAGUUGAAGGUGGCAAGAUUUAUUUUCCGCAAGUACUAAAAGAUGAAUCUGUUUUCUAUUCUCUUACUAGUAGAAGAUACCAAUCGAGUUCGAAUAGUUAUUCAAGUAAAAUUCCGGUUGAUGUUGAAGAACUCGCAAAUUGUACUUGGAUUGAGUCGUUGCCUUUUAAACAAAACUAG